GAACAAUUCCAAAACUACCUUCGCUCUCUCUUCUUUCUCUCUCACCUCUCUCUCUUCUUUCUCUCUCACACACAACACACAGUGUUUUCUCUUCUGAAAAUUUUAAAAAUGCGCACUUGCUUCACUGCUUAUCCUGCGCACCACCGGAGAUGAAACCAGCAUCGGAGUACAUGACAAGAAUAUCGAGGUACAGGAGGUGGUCCCACUGGUAGGAGGAGGAAAGAUCGACGGCUGAGAAUGAAACUCGAAAGUCUAAAUGUUAACAUGGACGGCCAGAAAAGCCAGGCGAAGCUUACUAGGACCAACUCUUCACUCCUCCGCUCUUCACCCACCAUCCGAUCAUCAAUCCACAGCUUAUCUUCUGUGAGCGAGAUCCCACCUGACCAGGAAACUGAUAUCGAGGAGCAGAAGCCCCAUAGCAAACCCGUCUCGAAACCUCCAGUUAGGUCCGGUUCAGCUCCUCUCGCACCGGUUCUCGUCAUCCUCUUGCUCUCUGUGUACACCUUUGUCUCUUUUUUCAAUAGGGACGACAUUCCCACCUCAGAAAACUUACUCUUAGCUUUAAUCUUGAUCGCGGUUUUACUAUUCUUAGUCUCCAGAAACAAGUCUUUCGUGAACAAAAAUUUUAACUUGUGCAAGCAAUUAUGUGAUGAGUAUGCAAAAAGACUCGGGCUUUCUUGUUUUGCCUCCAAAACCCAUUCAAAACCGGUGCAAUGGUUCAUAGGGGAGUCUAAUUUAAACAAAUUGGAAACGAAACCUCAAAGCAAGAAGGAGAAUGGUGUUCAAAAGAUUAUAAGAGAAGGGGUGGAGUUUUACAGCAAUGGUGAUUUCUAUGAAGGUGAGUUCCACAAGGGAAAGUGCAAUGGUAGUGGAGUGUAUAAUUACUUUGUGAAUGGAAGGUAUGAAGGGGACUGGAUUGAUGGGAGGUAUGAUGGUUAUGGGAUUGAGAGUUGGGCAAGAGGGAGUAGAUAUAAAGGGCAGUAUAGGCAGGGUCUGAGGCAUGGAUAUGGAGUGUAUAAGUUCUAUACAGGGGAUACGUAUGCUGGAGAGUGGUGUAAUGGUCAAAGUCACGGUGUUGGGGUGCAGACUUGCGCUGAUGGGAGCUGUUACAUUGGGGAGUUCAAGUGCGGUGUUAAACACGGCCUUGGAUGUUACCAUUUCAGGAAUGGAGAUCGAUACGCUGGGGAGUAUUUUGGAGAUAAAAUCCACGGUUUUGGUGUCUAUCACUUCGCCAAUGGUCAUUAUUAUGAAGGAUCAUGGCAUGAAGGGCGGAAGCAAGGGUAUGGCAUGUAUACUUUCCGAAAUGGCGAGACAAGAUGUGGUGAAUGGGAUGGUGGCAAUCUCAGGACUCGCCUUCCCCCUCUGACCGAUGCCGUUCUUCGAGCCGUUCAGGCCGCUAGAAAAACAGCAGAAAACGCGAUCCACCUUCGCCGGGUGGAUGAACAGGUGAACAAGGCCGUGGUGGCUGCCAACAGGGCUGCCACAGCCGCAAGAGUUGCUGCAGUCAGAGCCGUCCAAAAUAGGAUCGAUGGAAAAUUUUGCGAUACUAACAUUUAAGAUAACAAGCAUUGCUGGUAAAUGUAAAUUUACUAAAUUUCAAUACAAAAGCAACGAAUUGAGCACCCUGGCGAGCUGAAAGCGCACUGGUGGUGGUCGAGAGUAUGUUGAGAUUUGGUUUGACUACGCUGUAACUUGUACAUAGAUCCCAUGUAUACAUCAGUGAAAGAUCAAAUUUUCAGCAAAGAUCCUUUUCUUGCUCCAGUCCACUUGCCAUAAGGCUUGUUUUUCUUUUGGGUGGAGUUGAACAAUGGGGUUCCAUUAUUAUGUUCUUCUCUGCAAUAAUGAGUCCAAAACAAUGACCUCAGGUUGUCUCUCAAA
Messenger RNA from Sesamum indicum (sesame), 1878 nucleotides. RefSeq lists its product as uncharacterized. The record is from RefSeq and is a predicted model, not a curated record. Lineage: Eukaryota; Viridiplantae; Streptophyta; Magnoliopsida; Lamiales; Pedaliaceae.